Messenger RNA from Suillus paluster, 789 nucleotides. RefSeq lists its product as uncharacterized. The coding region runs from base 142 to 747 and encodes 201 amino acids. The record is from RefSeq and is a predicted model, not a curated record. Lineage: Eukaryota; Fungi; Basidiomycota; Agaricomycetes; Boletales; Suillaceae. The transcript is spliced from 6 exons.
ACAGCAUUGCAUCGGUAUUGCCAAUGUUUGUCUCUAGGAAUUUGCCGAAUGUCUGAUACUUAGGUCCAAUCCCUUCUCGCACAACCUCAAGUCUUGCACCCCACUUCGCUCACACUGAUAGCAAAUCUUCGACGACUCAUAAUGAGCGAACACCAUAGGCCACAUCCUCCUCCAGAAGCCCGCAGAUCCGGCGAAGCGACCGCUGAGGUUUCAGAGAGCUCGAGAAAACGGAAAGUCAUGAAAGACUUCACUGAAGAACGUCCAAAACCCCUCAAGCGGUCCCGCAACCAUGACCCUGUUGUCGAGAACGUCGUUCAUGGAGCUUCGUCGCAUCAGAGUAUAGAGCAUCCCACUAUGUCUGAGAAUUCCAGUGGCUACAUGAACCAAGCACUAUCCAGAGAACCUGCUUCACAGGUUCAGGCUGCCCCUUCUGCCCUGCAGGAAGGGACUAGUCACCAAACGGCCGUUUCUAAAUUCCAGGAUGUCUGUGAGGAUUUACAACGCAUGAAUCUACUCGAGAACCAUGCGACAUCUAUGGCAUCCUCCGGCCAAAAUGCCCAAGCGGAUGUCGAUAUCGCAGACAAUUUCCAGGCCACAUAUCUCGAACCGCUCAGGAUUUUCGACACUGCCAUCGAGAAAAUCGCGAAGGUAGUUUCGCCUCCUGGUCAGCAGUCGUUGAUGAUGUGCAGAUUAUUCUUGCUCAAGCGGAUCGCGACCAAUCGCUACAUCAUCUUCUCAAGAAAUUAGAUGAAGUUUACCGCUUCAUAACCCAAGACGACUCUCUUGACC